AUGAUGGCGAGUUAUAAACUAGUAUAUUUUAACGUAAUGGGACUCGGAGAACCCAUCAGAUUUCUUCUCAGCUACGGGGGCGUUGAAUUCCAGGAUAUUCGCAUAAACCAUUCGUCGGAAGAGUGGUUCAACAUGAAGUCAACGACCCCAUUCGGUCAGCUGCCCACGUUGGAAAUCAACGGCAAAGUUUACUCGCAAACACUACCUAUUUGCCGCUACCUGGCCAAACAGUUUAAUCUGCUCGGCAAAACUGAUUUGGAUACGUUGCAGAUUGACGCGAUCGCUAGCGCUCUUUACGAUUUCAGAUGGCUGACAAUAUCGUCUUAUUAUAGAGAGUCUGAUCCAGUUUUGAAAGCCAAAAAGAAAAUCGACGUAAUGUCAAGAGUGUUUCCGUUUUACCUGAAUAAACUGGAAGAUCUGGCAAAAAAUAACGACGGAUAUUUGCAUGGCAAUCAGUUGAGCUAUGCCGAUCUGUUCUUUGUCGGUAUAUCAGAUUCCUUAAAUACGGCUUAUGAAUCCGAUAUAACCAAAGAUAAACCGCAUUUGAAGUCUCUGAAGGAAAAGGUUCUGGCGAUUCCGAAUAUAAAAGCCUGGGUGGAGAAAAGACCAAAGUUGGAGUUUUAAUGAUAGAUACGUGUUGUUGAAGUUUGUACGACGAAUGGUGUAAAAUUGUGCAUGUGUAUCCUACAAAUAUAGUAACAUUAAAAUUCAGUCAUUAGAAUUGCA
Bombus terrestris (buff-tailed bumblebee) is the source of this 726-nucleotide messenger RNA. It is a transcript of the gene GstS4, whose product is annotated as glutathione S-transferase. Gene Ontology annotation, biological process: glutathione metabolic process. The transcript is spliced from 4 exons. The record is from RefSeq and is a predicted model, not a curated record. NCBI's taxonomy places the organism in Eukaryota, Metazoa, Arthropoda, Insecta, Hymenoptera, Apidae. Bases 1 to 624 code for a protein of 207 amino acids. Gene Ontology annotation, molecular function: glutathione transferase activity.